UUUUUCACAUAUCUUUAAUAUCCUUAUUGCAUUUUUGGCAGACUUUCAAAUUCUGAAGUAAAAUUGUUAUCGCCAUGUGAAAAGAUGAAUUUUCAAAACUACUAUAAUGUGAUGAAAAUAUCGAAUAAUUUCUUCUUGAGCUACUAAACCGCUAUGCCGCAGAUUGUGACGUCACUAACUACUUAUUCAUAUGACGUCAUUAAUCACUUCUUAUGGCAUCAUUAACUGCUGUAUGCGAAUGGUUUUGUGCUCUCACUAACGACGUGUAUCAUUCAUUCCAGAGCUGGCAUCAGGUUGGGGCGACAGUGAGAAUCUAAACUAAACAACGAGUGAGCAUACGAACUCUGAAGCGAACGCUCAGCACACUUGGUCUGAGGCGUCGUUUGGGCUGUAUAGAUCAUGAAAGAGUCAAAAGGGCUAUUCAGAAUGAGCUGCAAGGUAGUGGUACCUGUCUCGGCUACAGAAGCAUGACUGAACGCCUAAGAAAUGUUCAUGGUCUCAGAGUACCAAGGCAUUUGGUCAAGGAGAUACUGACGAUUGUCGACCCAGACAGAGUAUCUGCCCGAAGGACCCAACGUUUUUCAAGACGACUGUACAGUAACAAGGGACCCAAGUAUCUUGUACACAUAGAUGGCUACGACAAGAUUACACCAUUUGGUUUUGCUAUUCACGGCGCUAUUUGCGGCUUUUCAAGACGAAUACUAUGGCUCAAAGUUGGCAGAAGUAACAAAGAUCCAUAUGUUGUAGGUGACUAUUUCCUGCACUACGUGGAAAGUAUUGGAGGGGUUCCCCGCUCCAUAAGGAUGGACAGGGGGACUGAGAACGUAUUUAUUGAAGAUAUACAAAAAGCAAUGAGGUGGUCACACACGGAUGAUAUGGCUGGAGAAAACAGUGUCUUGUAUGGCAGUUCUCACAGAAAUCAGAGAAUAGAAAGAUGGUGGUUGUCCUUGAGACAAAAUGGUGCGGAUUACUGGAUCAACUUGUUCAAGGACAUGGAAUCUCAGGGCAUUGUAUCAGCUGACAACAACCUUCACAUGCACUGUUGAUUACAAGACUGAAGUUGACGCACGAGACAUCCACGCUAUUCAGUCAGUGUGCACCAUACCUCGCCCUUCGGGAUGUGAAGAAGAGUUCG
Molecule: messenger RNA, 1135 nt
Organism: Haliotis rubra (blacklip abalone)
Lineage: Eukaryota; Metazoa; Mollusca; Gastropoda; Lepetellida; Haliotidae
Exons: 8
Coding region: 468-1046 (192 amino acids)
Source: RefSeq, a predicted model, not a curated record